Messenger RNA from Haemonchus placei, 1896 nucleotides. NCBI's taxonomy places the organism in Eukaryota, Metazoa, Nematoda, Chromadorea, Rhabditida, Trichostrongylidae. The record is from the annotation of a GenBank genome assembly.
AUGAAGAUUACCUGGGAGAGUGGCGAUUGGCCAGGCGCCAGGAUCGAGCCUGCUAUCACGUACUUGGCAUGGGUGGCCCAAACGGACCGACCAGGCCAUGGCUUGCUUGGUGUGGGCUCUGACUCGGGCUCUGUUGGCAUUACGCUGACUGAUCUCCAUCCGACUGACGACGAUAAUGGCCGUUACAACUUUAAUCUCCGUGGACAUCAUUCUGCUAUCUGUAUGGUGACCUGGAAUCGAGUGCAAACGAAACUCGCCUCAUGUGAUUCAUCGGGAGUUAUCUACGUGUGGGUGCGCAAUGACGACCGAUGGUCCGUGGAGCUGGUAAACGAUCGAGGAGUGAAGGUGCGUGACCUCAGUUGGAGUCCAUGUGGUUCUUCGGCACUUAUUUGCUACGAGGAUAAUUUUGUGCUCAUCGGCUCGUCUACCGGCCAGAGGAUCUGGAGCAACUCGUUCCCCACCGCGAUCACCGUCACUGCCGGUGUCUGGGUUCCGGACUCGAGGCAACUCGUGCUUGGCUUCGCUUCCGGGAACAUUCAUGUGCUGUCCGACCAAGGCGCUAACAUCACGGAACGCUCAUUCACAACAGAUCCGAUUGUGAAGUUGGCAUGCUCCCCGACGAACACCAAGGACGAUCGCUGGAUUCUCGCGAUGUUAACGAGCUCGAAUAAAAUCCUCAUGAUAAGCGCUUUCGAUCAAAUCGACCCACUCGUUUACGGUUCUGCUCACACGGUUGUGCAGAUGCAGUGGAAUAGUGAUGGCUCGAUUCUCGCUUUAAUCAAUACCAACCACGAACUGGUAAUGUUGGACCGUGAGGCCCGUGUUAUACAUAAGGAGACCUUGGCCUUACCUAAGGAUAAGCCACUGUCUGCCCUCACUUGGGCUCACGAGGGGAGAGCCGUUAUUGUCGCUGCUGGUGGCCACUUGGCAAUAGGCAAACUGCUGUUGGGUGUCCCAUUUCUGUUCGAUCUAGUCACUUAUGAGCUGUGGCGAUAUCUCGGCUCGGAAUCGAAAAAAGUGGAUUCAUUGCCGAUACCUGUGAAAGAGAAGAACGCCUUGCGAUCACUUGAUCACCACAUCAUCCGCUGCCGAAUACCACGAUUAGACGAUUUGUGUUCCUUCGUCUGUAGCGCAAGUGAAGCAAGAUGUUACUGCACGAUCAAACCACUGUCGAGGGGAAGUCACUCCUAUGUUUUAUGUAUGGAGCACCUCGGAGGAUUAGUGCCACUUCUAGUCGGCCGACAAGUGAAUCGAUUCUUGCCACAGUUCCACAUUUCUUUGCAUCCAUCGGAUGGUCAGGUGCUUUCUACUGGGUCCUCUGCUCAAGUUGAAGAUCUUUCGAUAAUUCCACGCCCAUCAAAUGGGAGGAAUUCAUUAUGGAGAAGAAGUAAACGACAACUUCGGGCACUUAUGUCGAGACAUGUUCGGCCUCCUCGACCAGAUCUCAGACUAGUACAGGUCUCAUCCAACGUGUGGUGCACACGUUUUAGCAUUACAUCUAUGUCGCCAAAAUAUCUACCAGAUUUCCUCGGCCAGGUUGUGUAUAAGACUUCUGUACUUCACCUUCAACCACGGCAAAUGACCAUAGAUAUGGCAGUGUUGGGAGGGAUGCAGGAUCGAACAGGUUCACCUCUUUUUUUUUUAACUAUGCAUGAAAACAUCGAUGAUUUUGAAGCAUCGAAUCUUCAUUCGAUAUCCUCAUGCACUUCUCCAGCAACGAGCGAAGCUGAAGUAGAUGAUUUGGCUGUUCUCGUUUCACAGCAACGAUUUCGAGAUGACGACGGAUUGACACGAGAGGAGCGAGCGUUGUUUCUGAGUGCACAUCACUACGUGCAGCCAUGGACGCGGGAGGAAUCGUUACGUCAUCGUCACAAGGAACAUCACAGGUGGUGUUAG